ACUUAUAAACCUUUCACAGGAUCACAGUGGUACCUGAGCUGUUCAUUCAACAUGAUUGCUGUUUGGUGUACUGCUGGGGCUUUGCUCCUUGUUUUGCUGACUGGUUUGAGUGACAGCUACCCUAUGCAGCAAGGCAUUUCCUGGGCUGUUGCACCUCCCAGUCCAUUUUCUGCUGGAGCAUCCGCAGGACCUAGCACUCAGCAGUUUGCUGCCAGUGGACCUGCCCUUCGACCACUUGGCCUUAACUUUGGGAUCCAGCCUGACUAUCUUCUUCCACAGUACCAGGCAGGGGAACUUUUCCAGGAACAGAAAAGAUUCGAGCAAGGCAACUCUGAAUCUGAGAGUGAAGCGCAAGGUUCCAUGCCACCACCUCGUUUUGUCUAUGCUGCACAGCCUUCACAAGGCUUUAAUGGAGGACCUGUGCCAUCAGGCCUGGUCCCAUAUCCUUACCCUUCCUAUGACUACAUGUUCCUGAAUGGCCAGUAUCCUCCAGGCACGUAUACUUACACCAGCAACAGCGUUGAGCAGGGGAGGGACAGCUGGGAGGACGCUCUCUACACAAGGGACAACUAUCCCAGCACUCAGCAGGCCAAGAACAUCCCUUAUAGACAUCGCACCGUCAGGCAGGCGAGUAUGGGGAGUGCUAGUCAGAGUGGUUCAGCAACUGGACAACAGCAGCCCUACAGUGGAGUACGAGGUUCUUACUCGCAGCCGGGUCGACUCCGCCGGGGAGCGCCAGGAGCAUUCAUGCAAAAGGUUGGCUAAAGGGUGACUCUGAAGUCUUGUCAAUAAAGAAUAUAACUUUUAUGUUU
Messenger RNA from Perca fluviatilis (European perch), 812 nucleotides. RefSeq lists its product as uncharacterized. The record is from RefSeq and is a predicted model, not a curated record. Bases 52 to 765 code for a protein of 237 amino acids. Lineage: Eukaryota; Metazoa; Chordata; Actinopteri; Perciformes; Percidae. The transcript is spliced from 4 exons.